CCCCCCCGGCCCCCCCCCGCCAUGGCCGAGCCCAGCACCGAGUGCAGCAUCAAGGUCCUGUGCCGGUUCCGGCCCCUCAACCAGGCGGAGAUCCUGCGGGGGGAUAAAUUCCUGCCCGUCUUCCAGGGCGACGACAGCGUGGUGGUGGGGGGCAAGCCCUAUGUCUUUGACCGCGUCUUCCCCCCCAACACCACCCAGGAGCAGGUCUACCACGCCUGUGCCAUGCAGAUCGUCAAGGACGUGCUGGCCGGGUACAACGGCACCAUCUUCGCCUACGGGCAGACGUCAUCAGGCAAGACCCACACCAUGGAGGGGAAGCUGCACGACCCCCAGCAGAUGGGCAUCAUCCCGCGCAUUGCCCAGGACAUCUUCAACCACAUCUACUCCAUGGACGAGAACCUCGAGUUCCACAUCAAGGUUUCUUACUUUGAAAUUUAUCUGGACAAGAUUCGGGACCUGCUGGACAUGACCAAGACCAACCUGUCGGUGCACGAGGACAAGAACCGGGUUCCCUACGUCAAGGGUUGCACCGAGCGCUUUGUCUCCAGCCCCGAGGAGAUCCUGGACGUGAUCGAUGAGGGGAAAUCCAACCGGCACGUGGCUGUCACCAACAUGAACGAGCACAGCUCCCGCAGCCACAGCAUCUUCCUCAUCAACAUCAAGCAGGAGAACGUGGAGACGGAGCAGAAGCUCAGCGGGAAGCUCUACCUGGUCGACCUGGCCGGGAGCGAGAAGGUCAGCAAGACGGGGGCUGAGGGGGCCGUGCUGGAUGAGGCCAAGAACAUCAACAAGUCACUGUCGGCGCUGGGCAAUGUCAUCUCAGCCCUGGCCGAGGGCACGAAGGCCUACGUGCCCUACCGGGACAGCAAGAUGACGCGGAUCCUGCAGGACUCGCUGGGGGGGAACUGCCGCACCACCAUGUUCAUCUGCUGCUCCCCCUCCAGCUACAACGACGCCGAGACCAAGUCCACCCUCAUGUUCGGGCAGAGGGCCAAGACCAUCAAGAACACGGCGUCGGUGAACCUGGAGCUGACGGCGGAGCAGUGGAAGAAGAAGUACGAGAAGGAGAAGGAGAAGAACAAGGCGCUGAAGGAGACCGUCGGGAAGCUGGAGGCCGAGCUGAGCCGCUGGCGGAGCGGGGAGGCCGUACCCGAGACGGAGCAGCUGAGCGGGGCCGAGGCGGAGGCCGGGACGGGUGAGGGGACGGGGACGGGACCCGCUGGCGAGACCCCCCUCCUCAACGACAACAGCUCCUCCAUCGUCAUCCACAUCUCCGACGAGGAGCGCCGCAAGUACGAGGAGGAGAUCCGCAAGCUCUACAAGCAGCUGGAUGACAAGGACGAUGAGAUCAACCAGCAGAGCCAAAUCAUGGAGAAGCUCAAGCAACAGAUGCUGGAGCAGGAGGAGGUGCUGGCGGCAGCCCGGGGGGGUGGGGAGACAGCGCGGCGGGAGCUGGCGGCGCUGCGUGCGGAGCACGGGGCGGCCCGGGCCGAGGUGGCCGAGGUGCUGGCGGCACUGGAGGAGCUGGCACGCAGCUACGACCGCAAGGCGCAGGAGGCCGAGGACACCGGCCGCCACAACCGCCGGCUGGCCGACGAGCUGGCCCGCACCGAGGCGACGACGCUGUCGCUGGAGACGGAGCUGCAGCGGGUGCGGGAGCUCGGGGGGCAGCAGCGCAAGCGGGCGGCCGAGGUGCUCAACGGGCUGAUGAAGGACCUGAGCGAGUUCAGCCUCAUCGUGGGCAACGGCGAGAUCAAGCUGCCGGUGGAGGUGAGCGGGGCCAUCGAGGAGGAGUUCACCGUCGCUCGGCUCUACAUCAGCAAGAUCAAGUCGGAGGUGAAGUCGGUGGUGAAGCGGUGCCGGCAGCUGGAGAACCUGCAGGUGGAGUGCCACCGCAAGAUGGAGGUGACUGGGCGCGAGCUCUCCUCCUGCCAGCUCCUCAUCUCUCAGCACGAGGCGAAGAUCCGCUCGCUGACGGAGUACAUGCAGACGGUGGAGCUGAAGAAGCGGCACCUGGAGGAGUCCUACGAUGCCCUGAGCGAGGAGCUGGCGCGGCUGCAGGCCCAGGAGACGGCGCAGGGGGUGGCGCGGAAGGAGCGGGAGCAGGAUGCGACCCAGGACACCGACGAGGUCAAGAAGGCGCUGGAGCUGCAGCUGGAGAGCCAGCGCGAGGCGCAGCACAAGCAGUUGGCGCGGCUGCGGGACGAGGUCAACGAGCGGCAGAAAACCAUCGACGAGCUGCGGGAGUGA
Molecule: messenger RNA, 2250 nt
Organism: Gavia stellata (red-throated loon)
Lineage: Eukaryota; Metazoa; Chordata; Aves; Gaviiformes; Gaviidae
Product: kinesin heavy chain-like
Exons: 19
Coding region: 22-2250 (742 amino acids)
Biological process (GO): microtubule-based movement
Molecular function (GO): microtubule motor activity; ATP binding; microtubule binding
Source: RefSeq, a predicted model, not a curated record